Messenger RNA from Monascus purpureus, 1102 nucleotides. NCBI's taxonomy places the organism in Eukaryota, Fungi, Ascomycota, Eurotiomycetes, Eurotiales, Aspergillaceae. The record is from the annotation of a GenBank genome assembly.
UAUCACGCAGAAGCAUCGCGCUCUCCCAUCUCUCCUCCCCACCUCCUUAGGCACAGCCAGCAGCAGACAUGUCCCAGAAUCCACGCGUUGAGGAGGUCGAUUCCGAUCCUGAAGAGGUUGCUCCCUCUCUCAUCUCUCCGGGGGCCAUCCCGAUGGCUGCAAGGCCACCCCCCGAUCUGCAACGCGAGAUCCCCAAGCACUUCCAGUGCCUCUACCCGGUCUACUUCGAUAAAUCACGGUCGCGCACGGAGGGUCGCAAGGUCGGUGCUGAACUAGCGGUGGAAAAUCCGCUGGCCAGGGAUAUUGUGGAUGCCGUGCAAAUGCUAGGCUUAAGCGCUGGAUUCGAGCCGGAGAAGCUCCAUCCCAAGGACUGGACAAAUCCAGGCCGUGUGAGGGUUAUGCUUAAGGAUAGUAACGGGAGGUUGGUGAAUCCUAAGAUCAAGAAUAAACACCACCUCUACAUUCUUGUCGCGCAGUACCUAAAGGCCCACCCGACCACGGAACAGUCGCCUUAUCGUCUGCGAAUUCGAGGUCUUCCAAUGCCUGAGAAACUGCCAGACGCCCCUCCUGCCCCGCGAGGCUGGAAAAUCGGAAAGAUUCUCCCCAUCCACUCACCCGCGUAUAGCGGCGGUGGGGUCAGCGAUAACCCGUUCAAGGAGGCCAUGGCGGAAAUGCAGAAUAUGCAGGGAAUGCCAGGAAUGCCAGGAAUGCCAGGAAUGCCAGGAAUGCCGGGUAUGCCCAGCGAACCGGCCACGGGUGAGAAGAAGAAGAAAGACAAGAAGAAGGGCAAGGCAUGAACCUCGUUUACAAAUCAGGCUCUCUUUUUUUGAGAUUGUGUUAUGUCCUUUUUAUUCAGUUCUUAUGGGUUGCAUUGCACGGCGACGGGCGUACUUUUUUUUGCUAUUUUUCAUAUCCAGUGAACACGCGUUUUCUGAUUUCCUAAUACCACAUUUUACGGAAUAAUGGCGACAGAAAUUGUAUUAUAUUAUAAUUUGUAUUAUUUUUCAUUAGCUGCCUUCUCCACGGUGCAACUGUUGCAUGACCGGCAAGCUACUAGUGGACGAGGAUAAGGCAACACAUGCAACCAGGACCCUCAACCGCA